ACUGGCAAGUAUCAUCAAAAUCAUCCCGAUUUGGAGCGAAAGAGGGAGAGAUAGAGAGAAAGAAAGCGAGAGAGAAGGAUGUCGGGUAUGGGAGAUGGCUACGUGGGUACGGCUCAAGACGCGGUGAGGAUACGGCGGCUGCAGAAGCAAAGAGAAGCUGAACGCCGUAAAAUCCAGGAGCUGAAGAGCAAGACUGCCUCUGGCCAGGAGCAAUCUGGUCUUCUCCAAUUCGGCACUAGCUCUUGCGAGAUUCUUGACACUGCCUUUAAGAAGGAAACAGUCGGUUUAGUUACAAGAGAGGAAUAUGUGGAGAAGAGGGUUAAUAUUCGUAAUAAGUUUGAGGAAGAAGAGAAGGAGAAAUUGCAGAAGCUACAGCAAGAGGAAGAAGAGCUUCAACAACAGAAGCGUAGCAAGAAAAGAAAAAUUAAGGGAGCCUCCCGCUUAUCUUUUGCUGAAGAUCUUGAGAAUGGCAGUGAUGAAGAUGAUGGUAAAAACAAGAGUUCUGGGACAAUGAGCUUACGCUUCGGAAAACUUGGCAAGGACCCCUCAGUGGAAACUAAUUUCCUGCCUGACAGUGAGCGGGAGGCGGAGGAACAAGCUGAACGUGAAAGGCUGAAGAAGCAGUGGCUUCGUGAGCAAGAGCAAAUUAAAAACGAGCCUCUUCAGAUUACUUACAGUUACUGGGAUGGGACCGGCCACCGACGAGUUAUCCAGGUACGCAAGGGUGACGCAAUUGGGAAUUUUCUACGGGCUGUUCAACAGCAGCUUGCCCCUGACUUCCGGGAGAUUCGGACGACAUCAGUUGAGAAUUUGCUAUACGUAAAGGAAGAUCUUAUAAUCCCACAUCAACACAGUUUCUACGAGCUGAUCAUUAACAAAGCAAGGGGGAAGAGUGGCCCGCUGUUUCACUUUGAUGUUCAUGAAGACGUGAGAACAAUUGCAGAUGCGACAAUAGAGAAAGACGAGUCGCAUGCGGGUAAGGUGGUGGAAAGGCAUUGGUACGAGAAGAACAAGCAUAUAUUCCCUGCUUCCAGAUGGGAGAUUUACGAUCCGACAAAGAAAUGGGAACGGUACACGGUCCAUGGGGAUUGAUCUUGGACCAGAACAGAACAUGCUUUUUGAUGGAUCACUUUGUCACAUGGAAUCUUGUUGACAUGAUUGAUCAGAUUUGGUGUAUUAGUAGUAGUGGAAUGUUCAUGCAAACCUUUUUUUAAUGCUUAUUUUUCUAUAGAAUAAUGGAAACGAUUUAUUUGACUUUUGUUAAA
Molecule: messenger RNA, 1265 nt
Organism: Eutrema salsugineum
Lineage: Eukaryota; Viridiplantae; Streptophyta; Magnoliopsida; Brassicales; Brassicaceae
Product: protein XAP5 CIRCADIAN TIMEKEEPER
Exons: 12
Coding region: 79-1092 (337 amino acids)
Biological process (GO): chromatin organization
Cellular component (GO): nucleus
Source: RefSeq, a predicted model, not a curated record